AUGGCCAAGGGUACCGUAGACUGGAACAGCGCCGAAGCCUGGGAGCGUGCGGUGGCGUGUCUGAUCGCGACCGGAGCCAAGAUCGACUAUCGUGCCGCCGCCUUGCAUUUCGGCUGCACAUACGACACACUCGAGAACCGUUUCCGCAAGACCAAGAAGCUGGCCCUCGAGCUUAAGGGCGAGGUCGAGCGAGGCGAACGUGAUGCUACUGCAGGAGGACGCAAGUCUGCGCCCGCCACUCCGCGCAAGCCAAAGACUCCCAAGAAGGAUGCUCUGACUACCGUCACCCAAGGUCGAGUCGCCAAGAGCAGCACUCCAAAGUCCAACAAGAAGGCCGGCGUCAAGCAGGAAAUGAUGGAGGAGGAGGAUGCCGCCAUGGCGAGCUUCGACCAUACCCUCACUGGCGACGCCUUGCCCCACGACACCAAUUACGAGUUCAACUUCGACACCGGCAUGGACCACCAGGCCAACGGCUUCGACGACUUGCUUUGA
Zymoseptoria tritici IPO323 is the source of this 492-nucleotide messenger RNA. RefSeq lists its product as uncharacterized. NCBI's taxonomy places the organism in Eukaryota, Fungi, Ascomycota, Dothideomycetes, Mycosphaerellales, Mycosphaerellaceae. The transcript is spliced from 3 exons. The record is from RefSeq and is a predicted model, not a curated record. Bases 1 to 492 code for a protein of 163 amino acids.